This is a messenger RNA of Clonostachys byssicola, 762 nucleotides long. Lineage: Eukaryota; Fungi; Ascomycota; Sordariomycetes; Hypocreales; Bionectriaceae. The record is from the annotation of a GenBank genome assembly.
AUGGUUGUCGACAAGAAACAACGAAAGCUCGUCGAAUUGGCUGCACAUCCGCCAAAGGAACCAGGCCAGAGGAAUAACAACCAACUCUUAAAGAUGUGGCCCAACGAAGAUGAAGGGAGAACAACCCCACCACCGCCACAGCCAGCAAGCCCAGCAAGCCCGUCUAAGAAAAGACCGAGGCCCGAUGACGACGAGGCAGGCGAAGCGGCCAAGAAGCAAAAGGUUGAGCAAGGCGGCGAGCAGAGCAAGCCCGCCCCUGUUAAAGUCGCGGCGCCAAUGUUCGUACCAAGCUCUCUGAGGAGGCCGGUCAAGCCUCUGCCGAAGAAAAGUCGACUACCCCCAGGCGCCGUGGCAAAGCCUCAACCAAGCAAGGGCGAAAGCAGCAAAGAAGUCGCCGGUGCAUCCAAACCAGCUGACAAGAGCUCAACGGACCAAGGAGGAGGUGGCGGAUGCAUGUCCAAGAGAGAUGGAGCAGCAUGUCAAAUCAAAAGUUUCGGCAAUAAGGUAAAAAAGCUCUCACCUAAGAAAGCUGCACCAAAGAAAGCUACACCCAAAAAGGCGGCACCAGCCAAGAAAGCUGCACCAAAGAAAGCUACACCCAAGAAGGCAGCACCAGCCAAGAAGGCAGCAUCACCCAAGAAGGCUGCAUCACCCAAGAAGGCUGCACCAGCUAAAAAAGCUGCACCAGCUAAGAAGGCUGCACCAGCUAAGAAGGCUGCACCAGCUAAGAAGGGGAAAAGAGGCCUUAAUUAUCCGAUGUAG